AUGGGAUGUGCUUGUGGAUCUAAAGAACAAGUUAAUGAUCCUUAUUAGAAGAAAUCUAAUAGUAAAAUAAGCUAUAAUAAUUAGAAGGUUAAACUAAAAUGAAAGGAAAAGGAAUAUAGAUUGGGGGAGAUUAAGAUCAAACUCAAAAUGCAAAUUAAAAUGUAAAGAAACUAAUUAGAAAUAGGAUUUAAUAGCUUAAGCUGCAGAAAAAAGAUUAUAAAAUUAGGAAAAAAGAGGAAUGAAUCAUGCUGCUUAGAUUGAAUAUGAGUUUAAAAAGAAAAAUUUAGAAGAAGCAGAAAAAUAUGAAAAAGAGAGAAGAGGAGAAAAUUAUAAUCUCAGAUGGAGUUGA
Molecule: messenger RNA, 349 nt
Organism: Paramecium pentaurelia
Lineage: Eukaryota; Ciliophora; Oligohymenophorea; Peniculida; Parameciidae
Source: the annotation of a GenBank genome assembly